This is a messenger RNA of Plasmodium vivax (malaria parasite P. vivax), 1554 nucleotides long. RefSeq lists its product as hypothetical. The transcript has a single exon. Bases 1 to 1554 code for a protein of 517 amino acids. Gene Ontology annotation, cellular component: cytoplasm. The record is from RefSeq and is a predicted model, not a curated record. Lineage: Eukaryota; Apicomplexa; Aconoidasida; Haemosporida; Plasmodiidae.
AUGAUCGGAAUCACCAUCAUCACGGGGUUCCUCGGGGCGGGCAAAACCACCCUGCUGAAGAACCUCCUCAAGCAGAGCCUCCGAAAUGGAAAGAAAAUCGCCAUCAUCCACAACGAGUUCACCGAGAAUAACAAUAAUAUUGACAAAAUUGUGUUCAAGGAUAUCAACGAUAUUUAUAAUUUCCCGAAGGCGGGGGCGGAGAAUGAGGGGCGGAAUGACUGGCGGAAUGACUGGCGGAACGACCGGGGGGACGACCUGACCAUCGUGAACCGAAUCGAAAGAGACGAGGGGUACAUCUACGAGCUGAACAACGGCUGCCUGUGCUGCUCCAACAAGAGCAACUUCGUCAAGCUGAUCGAAAAUAUCCUGGCCAUGAAAAGCUCCUACGACUACAUCUUCGUGGAAGUGGCGGGGGUCUACGAUAACAUCCAGCUGAACAAUUUGUUGUGGCUAGAUGACCUGAACAAGUCAGAAAUUUACCUCGACAGUAUUGUCUACCUGUUGGACGCCUACAACUUUGUGAAAUCCCUCCAGGGGGGGGGUUCAUUCCAAGGUGAGGCCGUCCUCACGGAAGAUGCUCCACAGGAAGCAGACGAAGGGAAGAAGGAGGGAAGUGUUAACCCCCCCGCGAACGAACAACUAAUCGUUUGCGACGUCGUAAUUAUAAACAAAGUGGACCAAAUUAGCGAAGAGGAAAAGGAAAAAAUAAAAUCCUUCGUUAGGGAUAUGAACCCCUUAAGCUCCAUCUACCUGACCAGCUAUGCCACCCUCCCGAUGGAAAGCCUAACAGAACUCAAAUGUUAUGAAAAAAAAAAUAUAAAAGAUGUGCUGGCAAAUUCGAUGAGCAGUCACUCUGCAGAUCGAAACGACGUAUUCCACUACAACGACUUUGUUAACUGUUCCCUACAGUAUGAUCAUAGCAUCCCCUACCUAGUGCACCUGAGUGGAAAACUAACCCAAAUGAAGAAUGAAUUUCUCCAAACGAGAAGCAAAAACAUACUGAAGCAGAUCCUUUCUUCUUCAAAAAAAAAUAUUUUUUCUUUCACAAAAAUUAACGAAGCUUUAGUUUCCCUUCUUUGGAGUAAAAACCUGGAAAUAUACCGCGGCAAGGGCGUUUUUGUCGCCUUCAAUGAUGAUGUCUACAGCCUCAAGAGCAAGCUAACCCUAAAUAUGUAUUACUACCAAAGUGUUGGUGACUUAUACGAAAUUGACUUAGUCCUGAGUGACCUCCACACGUUCUUUCUCUCUGCCCUGGACGGGCUGCAAACCCAGCUGGGGAGUGGGGCAGAGCUGGCCGAUAAGGGGGAAGACCAUCCCGCAGAAAACGCCAACCAGGGGGAUGACAUAUCCGACGUUGAGGACUACCUUUCGGACUCCUCCAAAGGGGAAGGAAGCGACACAAGCGGCACUCGUGGCGGAAGCGGCGGAGGAGAGUACAACGUAAAGAACAUCCUGAGUGGGGGGGGCGUCUUCACUUCCCGCUUCCUCUUCAUAGGGAAACACAUCGACGUGGAGGGGGUCAAGCGGAAAUUGAACGACUGCAUGUGUGGCUAA